UCUCUCCAUUUUCCACUUCGGCCUCUCUUGAUAUGGCCUCCAGACUUCCUCUUUAAAGAAAAUAACCAUCAACACAUCCACCUAUCCCCCUUCACAACUCCAUCCAUCCGAUUCUAGAGAAAGAGAGAGACAAUGUCCAAAUGGUUUCUACCAAGAUCUAUUACUAGAGACUUAAGAAACGUUGGCAAGUUCGAAGGAGAAGAAGAGGAAGAUAAAGGGUUGAAUAGGACAAGGAGUUGGAGGAGGCUUAAAAGGGCAUCUAGUAGGAAGAGACCAAGGCUAAGGAUCCCAGGCUUGAGGAGAUUGUUGAGAAGAAAGGCUAGGCUGGUUUCUGCAACAUGGACCAAGAUGUGGAAGAGGUUGAAGGAGAGUAGAAAUCAUAUAGGAGAUCCGAUUGCUGGAAAUUACAUGUUCAUGGAGUGUAGGGAUAGGUGUGCUCAACAUGGCAAAGUAGGCAGUUUCAAGAAUGUUCGGAAAAAUUGAUGUAAGCUGAAGCAGGGGGCUCUUGCAUAGGACGAGAAUUGGAAG
This is a messenger RNA of Magnolia sinica, 528 nucleotides long. RefSeq lists its product as uncharacterized. The transcript is spliced from 2 exons. The coding region runs from base 133 to 483 and encodes 116 amino acids. The record is from RefSeq and is a predicted model, not a curated record. NCBI's taxonomy places the organism in Eukaryota, Viridiplantae, Streptophyta, Magnoliopsida, Magnoliales, Magnoliaceae.